AUGUCUAUCUAUUUCAGUCUGUUAUCAAAUGCUUCUCUGGUGAUUUUUCAUAUCAGGGACCUGAACGCAAAUGAUUUACCAGCAGUUCGAUCACCACAUCAGUUUUUUGCAUUCUUUCUACAAGAGUCACCUUCCUUCAGCGGAAGUGGUCUCAGUUCAGUACCAACCGACUACUUCAACGUGUCUCUAUCAUAUAGGCUUGACAGUGAUGUGCAGGUUCCAUAUGGGCGUUUGAAACGCAUUCGUAAGUCAUCUACUCGUGAGCAUGUCUGGAGUUGGGAGGAGGUGCUUAAUCGGACUGCUCACAAGAAAGAGGCUGUUACGGUUUUCGUAUCCCACUGUGAGACGCCGUCAAAACGUGAAACGUAUUAUGGAGAACUUUCCAAAUACAUCACAGUGAACCAGUAUGGAGAUUGUUCUGGAAGGCGCAUCGAUCAGCAAAGUGCUGAAAAGGCUAUCGCAGAUCAUUACUUCUACUUGGCGUUCGAGAAUAGUGUUUGUCAAGAUUAUGUGACCGAGAAAGUGUUCAGUCGAAUCAACCAACUGAUCGUACCAAUCGUACUGAAGAGAUCAAUCAUUAACAAAUUCCUCCCAGACAAUUCGUUUAUCGCUGCUGACGAUUUUCAUUCACCUAAGGAACUGGCUGAAUAUCUGCAGUAUUUGAUGGCUAAUCGAACUGAAUAUGAGAGAUUUUUUGAAUGGACAAAGACAUAUGAAAAGGAUUGUCACGUGGAUUCUACUUGUGAUAUAUGCAAAUUCUUGCAUGAAACAGUGAAUAAGCACCGGAUAGUGUCAGAUAUCCGAAAAUGGUGGUAUGGUGGAGAGAAUGAUAGCAUAUGCGAAAAUGGUUAUGCCGAGCGUCUUAUGUAA
Molecule: messenger RNA, 870 nt
Organism: Anisakis simplex (herring worm)
Lineage: Eukaryota; Metazoa; Nematoda; Chromadorea; Rhabditida; Anisakidae
Source: the annotation of a GenBank genome assembly